GCCCCGGAAGCGGAAGUGCGGGCGCCACGGGGUCCCGUCCAGUGCGAGCCCGGCCGGUGCGCCAGCCGUUCCGCCCGCUGGUCACUUAGCGCCCUCUCCGCUGCUCGUGUUCCCCUCGCCGGCCGCGCCAUGCUGUCUCUAGACUUUUUGGACGAUGUGCGGCGAAUGAACAAGCGGCAGCUGUAUUAUCAAGUCCUAAAUUUUGGAAUGAUUGUCUCAUCGGCACUAAUGAUCUGGAAGGGGCUAAUGGUCAUAACUGGAAGUGAAAGUCCAAUUGUAGUGGUGCUCAGUGGCAGCAUGGAGCCAGCAUUUCAUAGAGGAGAUCUUCUCUUUUUAACAAAUCGAGUUGAAGAUCCCAUCCGAGUGGGAGAAAUUGUUGUUUUUAGGAUAGAAGGACGAGAGAUUCCUAUAGUUCACCGAGUCUUGAAGAUUCAUGAAAAGCAAAAUGGACAUAUCAAGUUUUUGACCAAAGGAGAUAAUAAUGCCGUUGAUGAUAGAGGCCUCUAUAAACAAGGACAACACUGGUUAGAGAAGAAAGAUGUCGUGGGGAGAGCAAGGGGAUUUGUUCCUUAUAUUGGGAUUGUGACGAUCCUCAUGAACGACUAUCCGAAAUUUAAGUAUGCAGUACUCUUCUUGCUGGGUUUAUUCGUGCUGGUCCACCGUGAGUAAGACGUCUGCGUCGCUGUUCCUGGAAGAUGCCGUACUUUUCGUUCCUGAAUGUUUGGCGUAGAUACUGGGCUGUGAUCGGUGGAGUGCAGCUCGCACCUGUCGGCGCUUCUGGGUAGCAACGUUUGCAUUAGUUUCUGUUUCCACGCCAGGGCCCAUGUGGGCAGGUGCACGGGCACCGCGGCGCGCACUCGAGGGGACUCUCAAUCACAGGAUUUCAUAUGUUGUCAUUGUCACCCUUUCACAUUUUUGUACAUCAGUGAAUUUUUUAUAUUAAAAGGUUGAGCCAAAGCCCCCAGUGUUUGUAUUUUGAAGCCAAGCUUCACCUCUAAAGUGCCUACAGAGUUCUGGAAAUGGAAAACGCAGCUCUGCACGAGUUUGGAACCGUCAUUCCUCCGUAUAAGGUGGGAAUGGCAUAUACGGAGGUGGUCGUAAGUCUUAACUUUUCAAAUUUUAAAUAAAAGACUUUGCAUAUCGAA
This is a messenger RNA of Enhydra lutris kenyoni (northern sea otter), 1145 nucleotides long. RefSeq names its product SEC11 homolog A, signal peptidase complex subunit. The transcript has 6 exons. Gene Ontology annotation, cellular component: signal peptidase complex; membrane. Lineage: Eukaryota; Metazoa; Chordata; Mammalia; Carnivora; Mustelidae. The record is from RefSeq and is a predicted model, not a curated record. Gene Ontology annotation, molecular function: serine-type endopeptidase activity. Bases 130 to 669 code for a protein of 179 amino acids.